Anoplopoma fimbria (sablefish) is the source of this 3386-nucleotide messenger RNA. RefSeq names its product zinc finger FYVE domain-containing protein 1. The transcript has 12 exons. Lineage: Eukaryota; Metazoa; Chordata; Actinopteri; Perciformes; Anoplopomatidae. Gene Ontology annotation, molecular function: metal ion binding. The coding region runs from base 73 to 2037 and encodes 654 amino acids. The record is from RefSeq and is a predicted model, not a curated record.
GUUGUUGUUGUUGUGAUUGACGGAGAGAGAACUUCCCCGUCUUAAAAACAUGUUAAUUAAUUAAAAACAACGAUGUCAGACAUGCUGAUGAAAGAAAUGGAGAGCAUCUCCAUCAGCACAGCGAAGGAGGAGGAGGAGGAAGGGAGGAGGAGCUUCCUGCUGGUGGACGAACAGGAAAACCUGCAGGUCCGCGAUGAGUCUGAGUUCGUGGACAGACUCGGCUGUGGGGACGUGACCGGAGUCAAGGUGAUCUCCAUCUUCGGCAACACCGGCGACGGCAAGUCCCACACCCUCAACCACAUCCUAUUCGGCGGUGAGAGUGUGUUCUACACCUCCAAGUCCCCCAGCUCCUGCACGGUGGGAGUGUGGGCGGCGUAUGACCCCACCCUCGGCCUGGUCUCCCUGGAUACCGAGGGCCUGUUGGGGGCCGCGGCCAAUCAGAACCAGAGAAUGCGGCUGCUGCUAAAGGUAUUGGCGGUGUCUGACAUAGUGGUCUAUCGUACCCGGGCAGAGCGCCUCCACAACGACAUGUUCCAGUUCCUGAGCAACGCCUCGGGGGCCUACCUGAAGCACUUCACCCCGGAGCUCAGGGCCCUCUCCAGCCGCUGUAGUCUGAACGUGCCCCUCUCUUCUCUGGGGCCAGCCGUGAUCGUCUUCCAGGAAACAACGCACACCCAGUUACUCGGUCAAGAUUCUAAGGGCGCCAGCCAGGCUGACACGUUGCUCCAGAAGCGUUUUCACGAUCUGGGCUUGGGGACGGAGGCCUUCAGCUCGGUGCAGUACGUUGGCACACAGACCAUUACACCUCCCACUGACUACAGCAGGCUGCUGGAGGCCGUCAGGCAGCAAGUGAAGAACACUCACACACGCUCCCCCAGACAGCCCGGGAUAGUGUUUCACGCACUGGAGGCUCUAAGUGAGCGUUUCUGUGGGGAACUGUCAGACGAUAAGAUGACCCCUUACUCCUUUUUCCCAGACGAGUACUUCACCUGCUCUGCUGUCUGCCUCAGCUGCAACAUUCGCUGUAAAAAUGGAAUGAACCAUCUGAGAGACAGGGUCCCCCACGUGGCAGAUGGACUGUGCCAGUAUGUGCACCAGUACAACAACAAGGUCCUCAUCUGUAAGAGGUGCUAUGAAGGAGGCAGAGAGGUGAUUGUUUUGCCCAAGACGUCCGCUUCAACUGACAACCCGUGGUUUGGACUCGCCAAGUACGCCUGGUCAGGAUAUGUGCUGGAGUGCGCUAGCUGUGGUGUAAUCUACCGCAGCAGACAGUACUGGGUGGGAAACCAGGACCCUGAGAGCGGCGUGGUGCGAUCCGAGGUCAAACAUGUCUGGGAGGGGUCGGACACCUUUCUGACCAACCACCAGAACGCCGCCCAGAGGGUCCUGGAUGGGAUGAACUACGUGAUCCAGUCAGUGUCGGAGUACAGCACCGGGCCCACCAAAGCUGUCGCUGCCUGGGUCACUGACCAGGUGGCACCGCCAUACUGGAGACCCAACACAGAGAUCACUGCCUGUCAUGGCUGUCGGAAAGUGUUCGAGGAGGCGGAGAGGAAGCACCACUGCCGGUCGUGUGGCGAGGGUUUCUGCCACCCGUGCUCCAGCCACAGGAUGCCGGUGCCAGAGAGAGGCUGGGGCAGCGGGCCUGUGAGGGUGUGUAAGGCCUGCUACCAACAGGGAGGACCAGCGGCCACCAACAGCCAGGUGUGUAAGGUGGAGCCUCGUGGGCUGAUAGCUCGCAGAGUGACGGAGGUGGCCCAGUCUACACUGGACAUGGUCACCACAGCCGUGGACUACCCGCUCUGUUUUAUGAAAGACGUGGCUCGGCCAGACUACUGGGUGCCCGACCAGGACAUCACCCAGUGCCACCAGUGCUCCAAAACCUUCACUUCGGCGAUGUCCAAGCACCACUGCAGGGCCUGUGGUCAGGGCGUGUGCGGCCCCUGCUCCACCCGCAUCAAGCCCGUGCCCUCCCGAGGCUGGGACCACCCGGUCCGAGUGUGUGACAGCUGCCACGCCCGCACAGAUAGUCUGUGAGCUUUUUUUGAACCAGGAAAACUUUCUCAGAUGGUGCACAAAAAGAAAAAACUGUGAAUCCUGGCGCUGCAGCUCCAAGAGAAGGACGAGGAUUAAUUAUGCAGCACUAAAUUGCAUAAGCGUCGUUUUAGCGUGAAGAGACGGGCUGUUCUGAAGCUUAUAAAUGUCCACCACCUGGAUACCAGGUCUGAUUUUAUCAGUGCUGAUUUAGGAUCAGCUUUCCAUCUCAUCUGCCUCCCCUGAACAACUGACUCUGCUGCGGUUAUUAGGUAAAACUUAACAUAGAUCAACUUCUGACUGGACAAAUGUAAGGCUGCAUAUGUGAUUUAACUGACUGGAUAUUUAGAAUAUGAAGAUAUACAUCUCCUCUCAAUUCUCAUUGUAACAGCAGAGCUUGUACUCUUAACUGCACUCAACUGUAGUCUUCCUUGUUCCGUCAUUUGUGUUUGCACAGCCUUGCAGCACGUGCCCAAUUUUCAAUUUGACUACUGUGUUUGCUUAAAAUGAAAAGAUGGUGAGAACAAGUAAAAGGGGAUGCACUGGGAAUACUGGGGAGAUUUUAAAAUUGGGUAUUUUUAAACCAGUCUGUUUCAAAUAGAGUAUCGAGCAUCAUCUCUGCAAAGCCCUCAGAAGAGAAGAGAUCGUGUGAGGUGAUCUUUGUUUCUAUCCUCCUCACAAUCAUCCUCCUAACCAUCUCUUUCUUUGGUAUAAAAAAUUAUGGACGGAGGCGGGAAACAAAAAACAGUUCAGACAUUUUGGAAGAAAAAAAAAACAACUUUUUAUGUGCCUUUAUGGGAAUCCUGAUUCCCAUUUCUAUAGCUCCGUAUGUGCAAGGAGUAAUGAGUUUUUAUAUGUGCCUAAUUACAGAGCAGUGUAAUCUACAGCCUCGCUCAUCUAACUCUUACAGUUGUAGCUACAAUAUGGGGGAACUGAUGGGAAGAGAAAAUCUUUAGCACAACACAUUAUAGACAUUCCAAUGUAUGGAAAUACCCGUGUACUGAUACAGAUUGACCCGCUAUGAGGUUAUUGUAAAAAGAGGGCACUCUGUUUAGCCACUGAUGCUUCAGAAAGCUCUUUUAAUAUAUUGAAUGCACUAGAACAAUUGAGUUGUUUCCAAUUUUUUUUUUUUAAAUGCUCAAAUCACUUGCAAUGUUUAUGAAAACUUACACUCUGUCAGAAAGAGUUUCUCUGUUUAACAAACUGGAUAAAUGAAUGCAAUGAAUCUCUGUCUAGAAAUAAUCAAUUCAAAUUUUAAAGAUGGUUUCCAGGGAAAUCUGGAAAUUGACAAUCUUGAUUUUUCUUUUGUUUCUUAAAUCAGGUUUGUCCAAAUAAAGAAAACAUAGAAAAAC